AUGAAUGAGCUCCUGUGUAAUCCUCUGCUAUUAUUUCCCUUCUGAAGAGACACACACACACUUACACACCAGCUCUCUGUCCAGCAGAAUCCACGAGAGAACUUCUGUGCAUUCGUGUAUGUUUUAAUGCUUAAAGUGAGAGCAGUCGAGGUCGUUCGGGGCGUACAGUAGCAGACGGAGGCGUGCUCAUCACCCGCUUGUGACCCGCUGCUGGGAGAAACAGGUGGAGGCGGGUCAGACCGGAGACAGAAAGAGCACGGAGCAUCUCGUGUCAGAGGUAAAACCUGUCCGUUUUGGAUUCCUCCAUCAGAUCAAGUGGAUUUCUCAGUUGUACGGCUCCAUCACAGCAUUCGAAUGCAUUUGUCACUGGACACCAUGAACAUGGUGGAUGACAGCUGUCUUUCGCCCAGUAACUUCCACGAGAUGGUCAAAGCAGGGGGCGUAGCGGUGGGCACUCGUGUCCACAGCAUAGAUGUCAUCCUGGGCUUCAGCAAGGACCAGGACCCUUUGGUCAACCCUGGAGGCAAUACUGUAGCACACAAAGUUGGAGAUGAAAGUCUUGGAGAUUUAGGGAAGCGGGAACAGCGGGUACAACCCUACGGGCACCUGCCACCCCUCAGGGACGGUUCGGACCAACCUGCAUUUCACAAUUCUGACAUAUUAUCCAAUAAGUGUGACGGGGAGUUGGGCGAUCUACGGAAGUCCAUUGAAAGUGACAGCAAGUCUCCAGAUUCAGCCGAUGCGGAGCAACCCAAGAAAAAGCACCGCCGCAACCGCACAACCUUCACUACGUACCAGCUCCACGAGCUUGAGCGAGCCUUCGAGAAGUCCCACUACCCUGACGUUUACAGUCGAGAGGAGCUGGCCAUGAAAAUCAACCUCCCUGAAGUUCGAGUGCAGGUUUGGUUCCAGAAUCGCAGAGCCAAAUGGAGGCGACAGGAGAAAAUAGACGCCAGCAAUAUGAAGCUCCAUGACUCUCCCAUGCUCUCCUUCAACCGCCAGCCAAUGCACCCCACCGUGGGCCACAUGAACAACUCGCUGCCCCUUGAUCCUUGGCUGCCCUCCCCUCUUUCCAGUUCCACUCCAGUACACAGCAUCCCAGGGUUCAUGGGUCCUACACAAGGACUACAAGCGGGCUAUGCCAAUCAUGGUUUCCUUAGCCCAGCCCAACCCAUGACCCAAAGCAUGCAGCCCAUGGCUCCACCUCCAUACCAAUGCCCUCCACCCUUCACCGACAAAUACCCUCUGGAGGACGUAGAUCAGGGCAGUUCAAGCAUUGCCGCACUGAGGAUGAAAGCUAAGGAACACAUCCAGUCCAUGGAUAAAACCUGGCCACCCAUGUGCUAAGACAGGGUACAUCUCUCUUUAGCUGCGGGCCUUCAUAUUUCUUGGUUACUAAUUGGCACUGAAGGUUACUCAAGAACCGUGUUUCUUGUAUUGGAUGGUUAUCUUAUUCUCCAGGUCAGAAAAAGUUGGGCCAGCAAAAUGUAGGCGCUAAAUGAAUUGUGUGCCAUUUUUUUUUUGCAACUGGAUGUAAAAACAAACAAACAACAACAAA
Carassius carassius (crucian carp) is the source of this 1558-nucleotide messenger RNA. Its product is annotated as retinal homeobox protein Rx1-like. Lineage: Eukaryota; Metazoa; Chordata; Actinopteri; Cypriniformes; Cyprinidae. The record is from RefSeq and is a predicted model, not a curated record. The transcript has 4 exons. Gene Ontology annotation, molecular function: RNA polymerase II cis-regulatory region sequence-specific DNA binding; DNA-binding transcription factor activity, RNA polymerase II-specific. Gene Ontology annotation, biological process: positive regulation of transcription by RNA polymerase II. The coding region runs from base 355 to 1347 and encodes 330 amino acids.